GGAGGAGGAUGAUGAGGAUGAAGAUGAGGAGGAGGACGGGAAGGAUGAGGAUGUAGGUGAUACUGAUGAUACUGAUGCUAAGACGGCAGCGGUGGCAAGGAGGAUGGAGGCACCCCUGGUAAGCCUGGAGGAGGAGUUUGAAGAGGGGCCUGGGGACAAUGGGGGGGUCCCCCGGCGCACCAUGGACCCAGCACUGGCUGAGCUGGAGAGCUUCUCGACCGAGAUGAUGAGCUUCAAAUCGAUGGAGGACCUGGUGCAGGAGUUCGAUGAGAAGCUCACCGUCUGCUUCCGCAACUACGAUGCCACCACUGAGGGCCUGGCCCCUGUGAGAGGCCGGCUGCAGGCACAGGAGGAGGAGGAGCACCUCCAGGAUGAGGAAGUCUGGGAUGCCCUCACUGAUGGCUUCGUCCCCCGGGGCUCCCCCCGGCCCUGGAUGCACCCUGAGGCUGAGGCCCCCGAUGGCACCGAUCCCCAGCUUUGUGAGAAGGAAGAUGAAGAGCUUGCUGAGAGAAGCGAGCAUGACUCAGGCAUCAAUGAAGAACCACUGCUGACAGCUGAACAGGUCAUCGAGGAGCUGGAGGAGCUGAUGCAGAGUUCGCCUGACCCUGAGGCGGAUCCUGAGGGCGAUGAGGAUGAGGAGGAGGAAGAAGAUGAGGAAGAGGAUGCUGAGGCCAAUGCAGAGGGUGACAGUGGAAGCCGGGGCAUGGAGCCCAUCGUUCUGCAUGAGCUGCACACCUUCUCCCCCACCUUCAACAACAACUGCUCCCAUGAAGGGCUGGAGCAGCUGACGGCUGGGGAGCUGGCAGCGGCAGCAGGGCGUGCGGAGGCAGCGAGCCGGGCACUGUCGGCUGAGCUGGUGGCCCAGCUGGCACGGCGGGAUGAGCUGGCCUUUGAGAAGGAGGUGAAGACGGCGUUUAUUGGGGCUCUGCUGGCCGUGCAGGGGGAGCAGCGGGAGCAGCGGGAGGCCGCACGCCGCCGCCGCCGCGACCGUGGGCUCAGCCUGCAAGGAGGUCGUCCCGAGCGUGGGGGACACAUGCCCAGAAAGCGGUUCAGCAUGGAGGGCAUCUCCAGCAUCCUGCACUCCGGCCUGCGUCAGACCUUUGGCCCCGCUGCGAACGAGAAGCAGUAUCUGAACACAGUGAUUCCCUAUGAGAAGAAGGGUUCGCCGCCCUCCGUUGAGGAUCUGCAGAUGCUCACCAACAUCCUGUUUGCCAUGAAGGAGGGGAAUGAGAAGGUGCCCACGCUGCUGACAGACUACAUCCUCAAAGUGCUCUGCCCAACCUGAUGCAGUGCAGCCCUGCACCCCCAAACUCCGGCGCCCCCAGAAACGGGGCCAGACACAUGGAAACAGGUCACCUGCACCUCCCCCACCCAAAUCCCCCCAAACCUUUGCACAGCUGGGAAAUAAAUAAUUUGUUUCAUUAAUUAA
This is a messenger RNA of Gallus gallus (chicken), 1429 nucleotides long. RefSeq names its product fasciculation and elongation protein zeta 1 (gene FEZ1). NCBI's taxonomy places the organism in Eukaryota, Metazoa, Chordata, Aves, Galliformes, Phasianidae. The record is from RefSeq and is a predicted model, not a curated record. Gene Ontology annotation, cellular component: cytoplasm; axon. The transcript is spliced from 10 exons. Bases 104 to 1285 code for a protein of 393 amino acids.